GAGAAACAAUUUCGGAAAACGUGUCCCAGGUGUCGAAGGGUGAACGGCAGGAUGAAUCUCGAGAAGGUGGCAACAAUCCGAAAAAUCCGUCCAUGAUAGUUGAAAUGAUCGCAAAUAAAUUAGAUCGAGUAAUAUGGGGUGUAGAGAUCGAUGGAACUGUUAUUGAGGACGCUAAGGAUGAUAUGUUAAGCAUUUGUCUAUUCCUUAAUUUUAUAAUUAAUUCCUUUCUCCUAGAUUCUCAAAAUGAACUGACAAACCCGCAACAAAAACAAUUGAUGUUCACCCUGUUGCAAAGAAGAAAAGAAUUAAAAAAAAAGAACUCAAUAAAGGAACAACAUUGA
This is a messenger RNA of Funneliformis mosseae, 341 nucleotides long. The record is from the annotation of a GenBank genome assembly. Lineage: Eukaryota; Fungi; Glomeromycota; Glomeromycetes; Glomerales; Glomeraceae.